This is a messenger RNA of Ananas comosus (pineapple), 4667 nucleotides long. Its product is annotated as receptor-like serine/threonine-protein kinase SD1-8. The coding region runs from base 1873 to 4287 and encodes 804 amino acids. The transcript has 11 exons. Gene Ontology annotation, biological process: protein phosphorylation; recognition of pollen. Gene Ontology annotation, molecular function: ATP binding; protein serine/threonine kinase activity. The record is from RefSeq and is a predicted model, not a curated record. NCBI's taxonomy places the organism in Eukaryota, Viridiplantae, Streptophyta, Magnoliopsida, Poales, Bromeliaceae.
UGAUUAGUUGUAUUCGGGCAUCACAAUAUACAGAUCCGAUCCGAUCCGAUCCGAUCCGAUCCAAUUGCAUUCCCGUCCCGCGAUGCCGAUUCGCCGAUCUCCGCCGACUCUCCGCCCACUUCCACCACCGCCACCUUCGCCGCCUCCCACGGCCGAAACCUCUCGAAACCCUAACCCUAAUCGGCGACCAUCCUCUUCCUCCACUCCUCUACAAUGCAAUGCCCCAUUGAUUAUUGUCAAAUCGACGCAAAAGAGCGCUUUUGUCCUCUCUGCGACUCCUGGAAUUAAAUGAUCACAAGUAAAUCAAUUGCCUAUUUGGUUCAGUAUAGCAUCUGGGAAACAGAAAAAUUCGGCAGCUUUUGCGGUGGCAAGACGUAAAAAAUAAGAUUUUGAGUGCCAAUAGCAAGAAGCUCCAAUUUGGAGCUUUUGAAACUGACAUGUAGAGAACCUGUUGGGGAAAUUUUAAUAUAGUGCUUCUUCUAGGGUCAAACAAGCCCUAAUUUUGUUUACAAUUUCUCUCUUUUUGUUAGUUGUGUAUGUGGCCUAACUAUGACUUCUUGGCAUGAGUAACGGUUUGUCAACUCCUUCGGUAGAUGAUUUUGCGAGGCGCUAUGAAGGUCUAUAUGAUUGGGUUUCUUGGGAACUUCAAUUGCCUCCAAUAAGCUCUUCAGUAUUUGGCCUUUAAGGAGUAUAUUUCUUAUGUGUCACAGCUUUAGAUUUAAAGAAACAUUCAGUUGUAUCUACAAGUAGAGUGCGCGCAUUUUGUGCUUUUAUAUCGUGGCUAUAAAUGGUGAGAUGCUUCCUGUUUAUUGUAACCUUUGAUAAGAUAUUAGGGUCUUAAUCAGACCAAAUUUGAAAAAAUGACAUGCUGUUUGUUAUUUAAUCCUGCAGCUAAUUCAGAAAGUUAUAACUUAAAUGUUAUAACUGAGCCUAUCAUGCGGAAGAUGAGAAAAGGUUCUGAUAUUUGUUCCUUCAGUUUCCUUAUCGCCCCGUUCUCUAUAAACAAACUUCUCUCUUGUUAACUUAUCUAUGUUCUUUCUUUGUACCCUUAUUAUAUUUUCUACUCUGUAUUGAUGUCUCCUGUAUUGUGUGCUAUUGAUUACUAUUUGUAUACCUGUAAAACAUGUGGGGAUAGAAUUCAUGUCUAAUUCCUGUGCACAUUCUGUAUGUUUUCAGAAAUGAAAAAGGAUUUAAAUUUGGAGUGACGUUUUGGGUAUGCCAAUACCUGAUCUGUAUUCAUUACCACCAAAAUGAUUAAAAUAUAUGAAUAUAGAGAUACUAAGCAAUUAGAAGAAUUGUGAGCAAGCGCAAGUCUGCAAAGAGGAACACAAUAUUGGCAGAUUGUUUCCUACCUUCAUGACAAAGGAUUCGAACAAAGCAGCCAAGAUCUCUUUCUGGAUAUAUAAAAAGCAUGUCAAAGGCGAUGUACAUAAUUAUGUGGACAAGAAGAUCAGAUGCAAGCUUCACAUUGCUAUGAGAGUACUCUCAGCCUGUCUCCAGCAAUUUUAUGAUUGGGUUGAAAUAAGAAGGUGCAAAUCCGACCAUUUGUUUUAUGUUAAUUGUGUUCCAAGGAUUAGAAGUUCCCGAAUUCAUUACACAUGCCAACUUAGUAGGCUAUCCAAAUGAGCUGACCAAUGGAAAUUACAUAUUUAAGCUGACUAAUGAAAUAAAUUAGUAACAAAUGUUUGACAAAAACCUUCCAAAGGUGUCUGCCGCUGGCAAUGUUUUUCUUUUUCUCAAUUCUUGUUUGUGAAAUUUGUUGACUGACUCCUGCGUCAACGGUUUCAUCAGAUUGCUGAAAAUCUCCAUCGUACUCAGCAAACAUUCAAGAAUAACAAAAAAGCUAUCAACUCUAUCAUUGCUUUCUCAACCAUGAGCGCCAAAAGAAGCACCCGUAAUUCUCUAGUUCUCCCUCUCAUCUUUCUGUCACCCUUCUUGUUUCACUAUUCUUAUGGUUCAGACUCUCUCUUCCCGGGCCAAUCAAUCCGGGAUGGUGAAACCUUAAUCUCUGCUCACGGGAUUUAUGAGUUGGGUUUCUUCAGUCCUGGCGAUUCAACCAAGCGCUAUGUCGGAAUAUGGUAUCACAAGCUCCCUAUCCUGACGGUGGUGUGGGUUGGCAAUAGAGAAAACCCCAUCUCGGAUUCUUCUGGAUAUAUUACCAUGGAUGAACAAGGAAACUUAAAGAUCAUGGAUGGUAAAGGAACAUCCUUUCUUCUGGGAGCAAAUAAUAGAAGCACCAACAUCACAAGUGCUACCCUUUUAGACUCUGGUAAUCUCGUUCUACGAGAGAUGAGUUCUUCUGGAAAUGAUAUAGUAUGGCAGAGCUUUGACCAUCCGACAGAUAACCAACUUCCAGGUAUGAAGCUUACUUUAAGCACCAGCAGCAUUUCUUGGAGAAGCACUUCCGAUCCCAGACCAGGAAACUUCUCCUUUGGAAUUGACCCAAAUGGCACAGAUCAGCUCUUUUUAUGGAAUAGGACAGAGGUUAUAUGGAGCGUUGCAGUUUUGAAUGGAGUGAACUUCAGCUUGGUGCAGGAUGCAACCGUCACUCUCCCAGGUGAUUUAGAUGGCUAUACUUUUAUCCAUCAUUGGGGGAGUGGCUAUUAUUACUAUACUCUUGCUGAUAGUUCAAUUAUCACAAGGGGAUUUACUGACCAUGAAGGGCGACACAAGCAAUUGGCUUGGUUGGAUGGUGAGGAAAAUUGGGUGACCUUUUUGGUUAAACCCAAUGAGCAUCCUUGUGAGGUCCCUAGCAGUUGCGGAGUUAAUGGUCUAUGUAGUAACGACUCAUCGGUCAUGUGUACUUGCUUAUUCGGGUUUGAGCCCAAUGUUAAUAAACAUUGGGACUCUCGAGAUUAUUCAGAUGGGUGCAUAAGAAAAGUACAAUCAGAAUGCAUGAGUAAUGGGGAUGGAUUCUUAAAGCUGAGGAAUAUAAAGCUGCCUAUUUUCUCCUCAAAGGAUCGAAAUUUGAGUCUAGGUAUUGAUGACUGUAAAGCCUGGUGUACUAAGAAUUGUUCAUGUAAUGCUUAUACUUCAGCAUAUCUGAAUAGGACCGGGUGUUCAUUUUGGUUUGGGGACCUUUAUGGCCUCCAAGCUGGUGCUGAUGAAGUGCAAGAUCUCUUCGUGCGGCUGGCGGCUUCAGAGCUAAAGAAACAUUCAGGUAAUUUGAAGAGUUGUGAACUAGCAUUAAUCAAUAUUGGAAUUGCACUGUGUAUCUUGGGUGCUUUUUUAUGUGGCUGUAAAUGGAGAAAGGCGAAAGUUCGUCACAGGAAAGAGGAAAAUGACUUCGAUUGCUCUUCCUGUAGUUUUGCAACCAUAGCAGCUUGCACAAACCAGUUCUCUGAUGUAAAUAAGAUCGGAGAGGGCGGAUUUGGUCCAGUUUACAAGGGUUUCUUGGAGGGCCAGUCAGUUGCGGUAAAGAGGUUGUCAAGUAGUUCAGGGCAAGGGCUCGAAGAAUUUGCAAAUGAGAUCACACUUAUCGCCAAGCUCCAGCACAGGAAUCUCGUCAGGCUCCUUGGUUACUGCAUUCAAAAAGAAGAGAAAAUAUUGAUAUAUGAAUAUAUGCCCAACAAAAGCUUGGAUUAUUAUAUAUUUGAUUCAACCAAAGGAGCAGAAUUAGACUGGGAAAAGCGCUUUCACAUUGUGGAAGGAAUUGCACAAGGGCUCCUCUAUCUUCAUAAUUAUUCUAGGUUAAAGGUCAUCCACUGGGAUCUCAAAUCUAGUAACAUCCUUUUGGACAGCGAAAUGAACCCGAAAAUAUCGGACUUUGGCUUGGCUAGGACUUUUGGGCAGAAUGAAAACCAAGCUAAUACAAAAAGGGUCAUGGGAACUUAUGGAUACAUGUCUCCUGAAUAUGCGAUGAAUGGUCUCUUCUCGGUGAAAUCUGAUGUUUUUAGCUUUGGAGUGAUACUUUUAGAGAUCAUCACCGGGCUAAGGAGCACGGACUAUUGCCAUCAAGAUGGCUCUGAAAAUCUUCUUGCACAUAGUUGGGAGCUUUGGAGAGAAGGGAGAUGCUCGGAACUGGCAAACCCCACAAUAGGGGAUAUGCAUCCUUUUGACGAAGUUCAAACGUGCAUUCAGGUAGCACUCCUUUGCGUGCAAGAUAUAGCGGCAGAUCGGCCCACCAUGUCUGAUGUUGUUUCGAUGCUGAGAUGCGAGAUUUCGUCCCUACCAAUCCCUAAAAAGCCUGCAUUUUUGCCUGCAAGAUCUGUGGGACGAGAAGAUUUUCGCAAGCAUGAGAUUCAUUCACUCAACAAUCUUACGAUGUCCAUCAUAGAAUGCCGAUAGCGGGGUAAUGCUAUACACUUAACAGAUAAGUUUCCUCGGCUGCUUCAGGUGUCAAAACAUUUUGGAUUGUUUUCUACCGGAUCGAUUGUUGGAAUAACGUGGUAGCUUAGCUGAUACUAAAGUCGCUUCAGUUCUGUCGGAGAUUGUGGAUUCGUUUCCAAAACCAUGGAAAACUAGUAAGUUGAAUAUUGAGGAUCCUGAAGUUUUCAUGGAGAAAUACACCACAAUGCAACUUCUCCCUUUUAAUUAGUUUCUUUUUUCUUUUUCUUUUUUCAUGUGGGAAAGUGCAAAGUAUCCCAUUCCAUUAAAUGCUGGAAACUGUGUAUAAUUGAAAGGCAUAUAUAUUUUCUUUGUGAAAAUAACAGAAGAUUUUGAAAUUA